Diceros bicornis minor is the source of this 2752-nucleotide messenger RNA. RefSeq names its product RNA exonuclease 5 (gene REXO5). The record is from RefSeq and is a predicted model, not a curated record. The transcript is spliced from 18 exons. Gene Ontology annotation, cellular component: nucleus. Gene Ontology annotation, molecular function: exonuclease activity; RNA binding. The coding region runs from base 365 to 2554 and encodes 729 amino acids. NCBI's taxonomy places the organism in Eukaryota, Metazoa, Chordata, Mammalia, Perissodactyla, Rhinocerotidae.
CGGCGGCAGCAGCCUGUGCCCUCCGCCGGCGCUUCUUCCGUGUUUUCGCGGCUCGGGGGUGUUGGAGCCGCUUGGCAGCGCCCCCUUCCCUCUUGUCCGAGGGGCAGAGGCGCGUUUGCGCCGUUGGGGAACCGUUUGGAAUCCGGCCUCCGGCGCGGACGGUAAAACCGUUUGGUUUGGGGCAGGCGGUCGGCGCCCUGGCUUUUCGGGGCGGGCGGGGAGCGCUGUGUAAAGGGAAUUGAGGAGAGGACCUGAGGGAGGUGGGAGCUGUCGACGCCCCUGCCGCUCCCCACUCAGGACGCGCGGGCCGGGAAGCUGGGCGUCGGGGUUUCCUCAGCUCCAGCCGAUCUUUCUGCACAGCCUCAUGGAGCCGGAGAGGGCGAGGACCGGGGGGCUCCCCAAGAAGGGCAGGAAGAGGAGGCGGGCCCCCAACAAGCUGGUCGGGGCGGCCGAGGCGAUGAGAGCCGGCUGGGAACUUGAGGAGAGGCGGCCCGGGGCCAAGAAAGCACGCUUAUCUACUAUUUUAUUUGCUGAAAACUAUGAAGUAACUCAUGGCCAGCUAUGUGAAUUGUUGAAGUAUGCAGUUCUGGGCAAAUCCAGUGUUCCUAAACCCAGCUGGUGCCAGCUUUUUCACCAAAACCAACUGAACAACGUGGUGAUUUUUGUACUGCAGGGAAUGAGUCAGCUACACUUUUAUAGGUUCUAUUUGGAGUUCGGAUUUCUCCGAAAGGCAUUCAGACACAAAUUCCGCUUGCCUCCUCCGUCAUCUGACUUUCUAGCUGAUAUCACUGGGCUGCAAAAGAAACAAACAACUGGUGCUCCGUCCAAGACGAUGGAAGGAUCUUUACCUUCUGCCAGUUCAAAAGUCAGCGUCAACCUGCAGAAUGACCCCAUCAUUCAAAAGUAUGGCUCUAAGAAAGUGGGCUUGACCAGAUGCCUUCUCACAAAGGAGGAAAUGAAAACAUUUCACUUUCCAUUACAAGGUUUUCCUGACUGUGAGAACUUCGUACCUACCAAGUGUAAUGGUUCUAUAACAGACAGUAGUCCUCUCUUUGGACUUGACUGUGAAAUGUGCCUCACAUCCAAGGGGAGAGAACUAACACGCAUCUCACUGGUUGCUGAAGGAGGCUGCUGUGUUAUGGAUGAACUCGUUAAACCUGACAACAAGAUUCUGGAUUACCUCACCAGCUUCUCAGGAAUCACGAAGAAGAUUCUUAACCCAGUGGCAACCAAACUCAAAGAUGUACAGAGACAGUUAAAAGCACUGCUUCCUCCCGAUGCUGUGUUAGUGGGCCACUCCUUAGACUUUGAUCUGAAAGCCCUGAAAAUGAUACAUCCAUAUGUUAUUGAUACAUCAUUGCUUUAUGUCAGAGAGCAGGGCAGAAGAUUUAAGCUAAAGUUCUUAGCCAAAGCUAUUUUGGGGAAGGAUAUACAGUGUCCAGACAGGCUUGGUCAUGAUGCCACAGAAGAUGCUAGAACAACCCUUGAAUUGGCUCGAUAUUUCCUUAAGUAUGGGCCAAAGAAGAUUGCAGAACUAAAUUUGGAGGCACUAGCCAGUCACCAAGAACUGCAAACAGCAGUCCAGGAGCCAAGAAAUACAACAGAAGUAGUUCAGCAGCUAAACACAAGUGUUUUAGAAUGCUUGGACUCAAUGGGUCAGAAGCUCCUUUUCUUGACCCGGGAGACGGAUGCUAGUGAGCUUUCUUCUUCCAGAAACUGUCAGACUAUUAAGUGCCUUUCAAAUAAAGAGGUUCUUGAGCAGGCCAGAAUGGAAAUCCCCUUGUUUCCCUUUAGCAUCAUCCAGUUCUCUUUUGAAACCUUUUCACCCAGCCUCACUGAAGAAAUGAACAAAAGGCCACAUCUCUGUAUACAAUACGAAGUCCUGGAAGCUGCCCAGCUGGCCAUAGAGUCCUUGGAUGGCAUCCUGGUAGAUGGUAUCUGCAUCAAGGUGCAGAGGCCUGUGACAGAGCUCACCCUUGAUUGUAACACCCUCGUGAAUGAGCUGGAACAAGAUUCCGAGAACCGAGGUACUAUAUACCUGUCUGGAGUGAGUGAAGCCUUCAAAGAACAGCUGUUGCAGCAGUCCAACGUCUUCUUUGGCCUAGAAGCUGUGAUCUUGCCUAAAGAUCUUAAAAGUGGAAAGCAGAAAAAAUACUCUUUCCUGAAAUUCAAAACUUUUGGCAGUGCCCACAGGGCCCUCAACAUUCUCAAAGGCAAGGACUGGAAGCUGAAAGGCAGGCAUGCCCUAACCCCCAGGCACCUUCACACAUGGCUCAGGGGCUUACCUCCUGAAUCAAGAAGGCCUCUGGGGCUUCGUGUCAUACCGCCCCCCUCGGAGCAGCAGGCCUUGCAGACUCUGAAGGUGGAUCACCCGAAGAUAGCAGCCUGGCGCUGGGGCCGGAAGAUAGGAAAUCUCUACUACAGCCUGUGCCCAGGCACCCUCUGCCUCAUCCUGUUACCAGGAACCAAGAGCACUCAUGGAUCACACUCUGGCCUAGGACUGAUGGGAAUAAAAGACGAAGAGGAAAGCACCACCCUAAAUAUGUGUUCGUGAGUCUGCCGACCACUUUGCACGUGCCGUUUCUUAUCCGUUGUGAGCAGUGGCAGAGAAUGUGGUCAGGAUGCGGCCUCUCCAGAGCCUGCCAGGCCUCUCUGUCUAGCAGACACCUUUUGUGGAAAUGGUGUACCGGCUAAGGCGUCUAGUUCAUUUAUAUGGCAUGUACAAAUUUUCAAUAAAUGCCUAAAAAUUUAA